Coccinella septempunctata (seven-spotted ladybird) is the source of this 1512-nucleotide messenger RNA. RefSeq names its product protein adenylyltransferase Fic (gene Fic). The transcript has a single exon. Gene Ontology annotation, molecular function: protein binding. The record is from RefSeq and is a predicted model, not a curated record. Lineage: Eukaryota; Metazoa; Arthropoda; Insecta; Coleoptera; Coccinellidae. Bases 215 to 1507 code for a protein of 430 amino acids.
GAUGACGUAUGACUUUGACAUAAGUAUGUGGCAAAAAUGGUAGAUUUAAAAGUCGAUAAGUAACAUUUAACAUUGAAAAUGGAAUUCCCAGGUUUUGGGAUACCUAUCUUCGAAUACCGUGAAGGGGAGGAAAUUAAAUGACACUUUUCAAGACCGACACAAAAUCACGUUGAUCUUCGAAAAAUGAAAUAUGCACAAAUAACAGUAUUGUAAAAUGAAUAGUUUUGUUAUAUUCAUAUCAGUAAUUAUCUCCGUUUUAUGUGUAAUUCUCACAUCUUUGCAGCAUUAUGUUUUUUACAAGUACCUCAGAAGGCCUGUGAAAAAAUUCGAGGUUCCUUUAUUUGAGGAUUUUAUACCAACUGAUGAAACAAGUCUCAGUUAUUAUUCCUUAGAUGAUGAUACGAUUUUACAAGGUUUAAAUGCUGUUUUAGACCCUCCAAAAACAAAUGAAAAUUCCAGAGAACCAGUAUCAGAGACAGAAGUGCAUAAUACUCUGCAAGCAGCUCUUGCCUUUCACAUUUCAGGAAAAAUACAUAAAGCAAUGAAAUUGUUUGAACAUGCAGCUGCGAUGGCUCCUGCUGAUGCAGAUGUGUUGAAUAAAUAUGGAGAGUUUUUGGAGAAAACUCAAAAGGACAUUGUAUCAGCGGAUGAAUUGUAUUUCAAAGCAUUAACUCAUUCCCCUGAUCAUCCCGCUGCCCUUAUUAAUAGGAGGAGGACAGCACAAAUAGUAGAUAAAUUAGAUUCAGAAAUGUUGAAAACAAUAGAUGGUAAACGAGAUAUUUUGAAAGAAAUGUUUAGUAAAGAUUCAUUCGACAAUAUCAAAAAGCAAGCAUAUUAUUUACAUAUCUAUCAUACAGUUGGCAUUGAAGGAAAUACAAUGACCAUAGAUCAAUUAAAAUAUUUGCUUGAAACUGGUCAAGUUAUUUCUGGAAAAAGUAUCAUUGAACACAAUGAAGUAUUAGGACUCCAGUUAGCUAUGAAAUAUGUAAAAUUGUUGACUAGAAAAGCAUUCAUUAGUGUCAACGAUAUAUUGGGAAUCCAUAGAAGAGUAAUGGGUCAUGUAGAUCCUGUGAAGUCAGGUAGAUUUCGUUCUGAAAAAGUUUUCAUUGGAAAACAUAUUCCACCUUCCCCUGAGGAAGUUCCUAUGAUGAUGGAAGCUUAUGAAUACUGGCUAAACUCAGAAGAAGCUCAAAAUAUGCAUCCUGUUCGUUAUGCAGCUUUGGCACAUUAUAAACUUGUUGACAUACAUCCAUUUUCUGAUGGAAAUGGUCGUACUAGUCGAUUAGUAAUGAAUUUAAUUCUGAUUCGUGCAGGUUAUCCCCCUGUUAUGGUACUGAAGGAACAAAGAGAAAAAUAUUAUGAUGCUUUAAAUGCUGCCAAUUUAGGGGAUGUGAGACCAUUUGUUAGAUUUAUAGCACAAUGUACCAUCCAAAUUUUAGAUAUGUACAUGUACGGGACUGAAGUUAGAUCGAUAGAAAUUGAAGAAAAGGAAAUAAUAAAUUAUUGAUUAUA